AUGGAGGAAAGCGAAGCAGCAACACAAAAAAAGACUGUAGAUGAUGUUUGUGCGAAAGACCCCGCUGAAAAGCAGACCGGUGAAGCUACAGGAGACGUUUCCUCGCAGACGUCAGAGCCUGCAGCCGGUUGUGAGCCGGAGGCUCGAUGGAGCAGAUUGAAGCUGUUCGAUAAAGUGGUGCAGAAGAGCCUGGAUAAGUUCAUCGGCCAGGCGAGUUUUAACACAUUUGCCAAAACGUUUCGUCCACUGUACAAGAGCAACCCCCUGAGGAUGGAGAGCAUUCACAAGCAGUUCAUAGAGGAGCUGCGGAGGACUAUACAGGAGGACAUCAGCAGAUUGACUGAAGAAGGCCAGUUAGAGUCUAAACUAAACGAGCUGGACAAACUGGAGAGUGCUGCCAAGAACAAUCCAGACCCUGCAUGGCGGCCCAGUGGGAUUCCUGAGCAAGACUUUUGCAGCUUUUUGAAGCCAUACUAUAAAAAGCAGGAGGCCUACAUGCGACUGGAGCUGAAAAAGAUCAGAGCGGAGAACGCUGCCCUUGCGCAGCAGGUUCAGGCUGGCAGAGAGAGUAUUACUCAGACUGAACAUUGUAUUUCAACCACUGUUGAUGAGUGGAAGGCAUCUGUCACAGAAUUUGAAAGGCUGAAGUCUACUCUCUGCCCUUAUGGUGAUUCUGGUGUCUUUGAUGUGUGAUCUUCGAGUUCAAGUUAUUUUACCUGCAGAUGUAUGAACUGAAAAAAGAAAACAUGAUGCUACUACAGGCAGCUAGUUCCUGUGUUUACUAUAGUUGUCAGACACUUAUAAUAACAAUCUGAGCCUGUCAGCAGCAAAAACAAGCACCUUAGUGGACAUACUUUGACGGGCACAAAGGAUUACAUUGCAGCCUGUUUUGCAGCUGCUCACUGCAGAGCUCUCAUUCAAUACCGGACCAAUUCCAAAAAUUGUUGUCCCCCAUGGGAAAAUGGGGUACAGAUUGAAAAAUAAAUAAACUGUACAUAUUAA
This is a messenger RNA of Thunnus maccoyii (southern bluefin tuna), 1002 nucleotides long. RefSeq names its product polyamine-modulated factor 1 (gene pmf1). Gene Ontology annotation, cellular component: MIS12/MIND type complex. The transcript is spliced from 5 exons. Gene Ontology annotation, biological process: chromosome segregation. Bases 1 to 693 code for a protein of 230 amino acids. Lineage: Eukaryota; Metazoa; Chordata; Actinopteri; Scombriformes; Scombridae. The record is from RefSeq and is a predicted model, not a curated record.